CCCAAAUGAGGUUCAGAAUUGACUGUUGUUAUGGUAACGUGUUAUAAGCUAGGAGCUCAGUGACCAAGGACAUUUUGAAAAUGGCAAGCAAAGAGGAGGAAAUUCAGAGGGUUUUCAUUAAUAAUGUCGAUUCUUAUGCUGGCAAGGUCAUCAGUAAGAUAUUCUCAACAUCUUCAAUUGGUGCAACUAAUGAAGAAUUUGUAGAAGAUGAAGAGGAGGAAGACCAAAGUGACAAUGAGGAGGCACCACCCAAGGAAAAUUGCUACGAAGUUGUUGGUACUCUCUAUGAUAAAUCUCAGAAAAAUCCAGAAUGGGUGAAAGAGACUUAUGAUGAUUCAGACAAGGAUGAAUUAUUGCAUAACAUCAAACAGUGUGACAUUAUAGUUUAUGACAUCAUAUCACAUCCAAGUCAAGUGGAUGAGGCUUCUUGGGUUGUUUCUGCCCUUCAUGCUGAAUUAGAAACAUUUGCAAGCCCAAAAGUGUUCAUUUGUAUCAGUACAGCUAUGACUUGGGCUAAGAGCAAGCCAGUUGAUGAGGAUGAUCCCGAAGUUCCAUUUACAGAAGAGGACUACAGACGUCGAAAGCCACAUCCUAAUUUCAAGACGCACAUCAGUGCAGAAAAGCUGGUUAUAAAACUGGGUAAAACAAACAAGUCUAAGCUCCUAACGUACGUUGUUGCAUCAGGUCUAACUUACGGAGCUGGGGAAGACCUGUUUCACUAUUUGUUCAAGAGUGCGUGGCUAGGAAAAGACCCGGCAGUGCAGUGCUUUGGCAACGGGUCAAACGUUGUCCCUACAAUUCAUAUCAAGGAUCUAGCCAGUGUGCUUGUUAAUAUUGCUGAUCAAAAGCCCAGAGUAAGGUAUUUGCUUGCUGUUGACGAUGCGAAUUCAACCUUGGAGGAAAUUGUUCAGACAGUAAGCAAAUGUCUGGGAAACGGCAAAGUUAAGCAUAUACACGCGGAAGAUGCACUGCUGGAGAAAUCUAUAGAGCAAGCAGAUUUCGACAUGCUACUGGUUAACCUAAGAAUGGAUGCAACAUUUAUCAAAGAGGGGAUGAAUAUCAAAUGGGCAGCUGCCGGUGGACUUCCGGCGACAAUCGACAAGAUAAUAAAGGAGUACAAACAGACUCGAGGCUUAUUGCCAAUGCGUGCUUGUGUCUUGGGCCCACCUGCAAGUGGAAAGACAACUGUCGUCAAGCAACUUUGUGAGCAUUACAAAUUGCAUCACAUUAAGAUCCAGGAUGUUAUCAAUGAGGCAAUCGAUGAGUUGGAAAAAAGUGCUGCUAGAGCCGACCAGGAAGAUAACGAAGAGGACGAUUUGAAAGCACAAGAAGCACAAGAACUUCUUGAUGACCUAAUUCAAAGCAAAGAACGAAACAAUGGUCGUUAUGAAGACCAGUACAUACUGAAGUUUUUCAAGGAUAAGCUUCACUCGAUGCCUUGCCAAAACCAGGGCUUCAUUCUUGAUGGCUUUCCCAAGACUUAUGAACAAGCCAAAGAACUUUUUGCAGCGGAAAAAGACGACGAUGAAGAUGACAAUGAAAAUCAACCCAAAUUCGACGAAGCCACAAUGCCAGAGGUUGUUAUUAGUCUCGAUGCCCCAGAUGACUUUCUCAAGUCGAGGGUGAUGAAUCUCCCGGAAAGUGUGGUUGCUGGGACUCACAACACGGAAGAGGGUCUCUUAAGAAGACUGGCUGAAUUCAGAGCUGUCAAUACUGAAGAUGAAACUGUUCUGAAUUACUAUGAUGAGCUGGAGAUCCAUCCGGAACAUAUUGACAUAACUGUUGACACCGAUGAAAACAUGAAAGAAACUGUCGAAAAGAUCAUCAAAAUCAUGGGAAGCCCUCGGAAUUAUGGCCCUACACCAGAGGAGCUCGCUGAAAUGGAAAGGAUGGAAACAGAAAAACGACUUGAAAAGGAGAAAAAAGACCGCAAAGAAAAGGAGGAGCAAGAACUUCUAGAGGCUCAGGAAAGAGCAAAGAGAUUGGAAGAAUGGAGGGCCAAGCUUAGCGAAGUGAAGAAACAGGAGGAAGAACUACUCGAAAUUCAGUCGAUUCCUCUAAGGAAUUACCUCAUGAAGCAUGUGAUGCCGACUCUAACAAUGGGCCUAAUAGAGUGCAGCAAACAGAGGCCUGAUGAUCCCGUUGACUUCUUGGCCGAAUUCCUCUUCGAGAAUAACCCUCAAAUUGAUUGAUUGAGAAUUAUCCUGACAUUUCGAGCAUUAUUUAGUUUAUGUACAUGACCCUAUUCCUUGUUUUGACUUUGUAUAUAACGAAUUUCCGAGAAAAA
Rhopilema esculentum is the source of this 2287-nucleotide messenger RNA. Its product is annotated as adenylate kinase 7. Gene Ontology annotation, molecular function: nucleobase-containing compound kinase activity; ATP binding. The record is from RefSeq and is a predicted model, not a curated record. Lineage: Eukaryota; Metazoa; Cnidaria; Scyphozoa; Rhizostomeae; Rhizostomatidae. Gene Ontology annotation, biological process: nucleobase-containing compound metabolic process.